Molecule: messenger RNA, 1350 nt
Organism: Miscanthus lutarioriparius
Lineage: Eukaryota; Viridiplantae; Streptophyta; Magnoliopsida; Poales; Poaceae
Source: the annotation of a GenBank genome assembly
AUGGCGGCGGGCGGCAGAUCCGUCGCGUGCUGUGCCGCCGUGCUGCUCGCGGCCGCGCUGCUCCUCUCCGCACCGACUACCACAGAGGCUUAUGAUUCGCUGGAUCCAAACGGCAACAUCACUAUAAAAUGGGAUAUUAUGCAGUGGACUCCUGAUGGAUACGUCGCUGUUGUCACAAUGUAUAAUUUUCAACAAUUUCGGCACAUCGGCGCACCUGGUUGGCAGCUUGGGUGGACAUGGGCAAAGAAGGAGGUUAUAUGGUCAAUGGUUGGGGCUCAGACCACUGAACAGGGUGACUGCUCAAAGUUCAAGGGCAACACCCCCCAUUGCUGCAAGAAAGAUCCAACAAUCGUCGAUUUACUUCCAGGCACUCCAUUCAACAUGCAAAUUGCCAAUUGCUGCAAGUCAGGAGUUAUAAAUACCUUUAAUCAGGACCCAGCAAAUGCUGCUUCCUCCUUCCAGAUCAGUGUUGGUCUUGCUGGAACUACUAAUAAAACUGUUAAGGUGCCAAAGAACUUCACUCUUAAGACUCCAGGCCCUGGGUACACAUGUGGGCGUGCCAUUGUUGGCAGGCCGACGAAGUUUUGGAGCGCGGAUGGGCGCAGGGCAACCCAAGCUCUAAUGACAUGGAAUGUGACCUGCACAUAUUCCCAAUUUCUUGCUCAGAAGACUCCAUCGUGCUGUGUAUCUCUCUCAUCGUUUUAUAAUGACACAAUUGUGAACUGCCCAACAUGCUCAUGUGGCUGCCAGAACCCAAGUGGGUCAAACUGUGUGAAUGAGGAUUCACCUAAUCUACAAGCUGCAAUUGAUGGUCCUGGCAAAUGGACUGGCCAGCCUCUUGUACAAUGUACUUCCCACAUGUGCCCGAUAAGAAUCCACUGGCAUGUGAAGCUCAACUACAAGGAAUACUGGAGAGUGAAAAUCACUAUCACAAACUUCAACUUCCGCAUGAAUUACACGCAGUGGAACUUAGUAGCUCAGCAUCCAAACUUUGAUAAUAUCACUCAGUUGUUCAGCUUCAACUACAAACCACUUACUCCAUAUGGGGGUGGCAUAAAUGAUACGGCAAUGUUUUGGGGUGUAAAAUUCUACAAUGAUUUGCUGAUGCAAGCCGGCAAACUUGGAAAUGUGCAAUCAGAACUGCUUCUCCGCAAGGACUCCCGGACUUUCACCUUCGAAAAGGGAUGGGCCUUCCCACGCCGGGUGUACUUCAAUGGUGAUAAUUGUGUCAUGCCAUCUCCUGAAAAUUAUCCAUGGCUUCCGAAUGCAAGCCCUCUAACAAAACAACCAUUGACACUCCCACUCUUGGUAUUCUCGGUUGCCUUGGCUGCUCUGUUGGCUUAUGCAUGA